Molecule: messenger RNA, 515 nt
Organism: Dentiscutata heterogama
Lineage: Eukaryota; Fungi; Glomeromycota; Glomeromycetes; Diversisporales; Gigasporaceae
Source: the annotation of a GenBank genome assembly
ACUUAACCAUGAUCUCUAAAAGAGCACACCUUUAUAAGAGAGCUGUCAAAAAAAGAGUGCCAAGUGAUUUUAUACUUUAUAAAAAUCAAAAUAAACUAAAUCCUAAUCAAGCUAAAGAAGCAUAUAGAAAUUUAACUAAAGAUGUCCGUAUAGCUUUUGAAAGACAAGCGGAGAUGUUGCGACUUGAAGCUGAUUCAAAUUUUAUUGUCUUAGAUGAGACGUUUGUCUUAGAUAAGACGUUUUUUAAAGAUACAUCUGAACAAGUUGACGAUACAAAUGAAACUGUCUCAACUGUCUCAACUGUUAAUGAAGAUACAUCUAAACGAGUUGACGAUACAAAUGCAACUGUCUCAACUAUUAAUGGCUCGGAAACAAAAUUGUGUCCUCAUUUUAAUAACGUAACCAACAACUCAUCAUCACUCGAACAGCCAAUCUUUCAAACAUCUUGUGAAGAUUUAAUGAUUCAGAAUGAGAUUUCAUUCAUUUACGGUAAUGAAGAGAAUAUACUAAUUUAA